Messenger RNA from Ceraceosorus guamensis, 1698 nucleotides. RefSeq lists its product as hypothetical. Bases 1 to 1698 code for a protein of 565 amino acids. Gene Ontology annotation, cellular component: mitochondrion. Lineage: Eukaryota; Fungi; Basidiomycota; Exobasidiomycetes; Ceraceosorales; Ceraceosoraceae. The record is from RefSeq and is a predicted model, not a curated record. Gene Ontology annotation, molecular function: metal ion binding. The transcript is spliced from 2 exons.
AUGACAAUGGCGGGCGCGGGCGCGAGGCUCACGGGCGCUACGACUGGCUUGGCUCGCCGUGCAGUCGCACGCACACCCGCACCCGCACACGCACACGCACCCGCACCCGCACCACAUCGAAACCUCUGCAGCACCGCUUCUCCUCUAGCAUCCCUCCGCUCCUCCUCGGUCUCGCCCUCCUCCUACUCCCCCUCCUCGACGACGUUUCAAAGCACCUUGCCAAACAAGGUCAGAGUCGCCACGCAAGCCGCACCGGGACAUUUUUCGGCCGUGGGUGUGUAUGUGGAUACGGGAAGCAGGUACGAGAGGGCUUGGGUGCCUGGUGAAUCUGGAGUCAGUCAUUUGCUCGAUCGAAUGGCUUUCAAGAGCACGCGAAAUCGCAGUGCGGAUGAGAUGACGACGAUGAUCGAAAAGAUGGGAGGAAACGUCAUGUGCUCCUCUUCGAGAGAGUCGAUCAUGUACCAAUCGCUCGUGUUCAACAAGGAUGUGGAAGCUGCGCUGUCCAUCCUCGCAGACACGGUGCUUCAUCCCGCCCUCUUGCCCGAAGAGUUGGCUGCUCAGCAAGAAGCGACGCGUUGGGAGAUUGGAGAGAUUUGGAACAAGCCGGAAAUGAUCUUGCCAGAGGUUUUGCACACCGUCGCUUUUAGGGAUAAUACGCUGGGCAACCCGCUGCUGUGUCCCGUGGAGAGUUUGGAGGUGAUGAAGGUGAAGCAUUUGCGCGAUUUCAUGGACGCUUGGUACACGCCCGAAAGGAUCGUGGUGGCGGGAGCUGGCAUGCCUCACGAAAGGAUGGUCGAAUUGGCGGCAAAGUGGUUUGGGGGUUUGAGCGCGGGCGGGGGCGGGGGCGCUGGCGAGGGCGGGAGCGCAGCGAUCGCCGACGCGGGCACCAAUACUCACGCCGACACUCCCGCCGACACUCGCACACUUCCUCACGCCGAAACUCGCGCUCACGCCCGCGACGCCCGCGCUCGCGCUCGGUACACUGGCGGCGAGCUGUACGAAUCGACGCCCACGAUGGAGUUUACGCAAGUCUACGUCGCAUUCGAAGGCUUGUCCAUUCACGACGACGACAUUUACGCGCUCGCAACGAUGCAAAUCUUGUUGGGAGGAGGAGGAAGCUUUUCGGCUGGAGGACCUGGCAAGGGAAUGUACAGUCGAUUGUACAGCAACGUCCUCAAUCAACAUCACGCCGUCGAUUUUUGCGCAGCUUUUCAUCACUGCUACAAGGAUUCGGGAUUGUUUGGCAUCGCUGCUAGCGUCAAGCCCGACUUUAACGGUCACAUUGCCAACAUUAUCGCGCGCGAACUGGACAGCCUCACUUCGCCCCACGUUCGAGGAGCAGUGACGAGCGUGGAGUUGGCUAGAGCAAAGAAUCAGCUCAAAUCUAGCCUGGUCAUGAGCUUGGAGAGCAGAUUGGUGGAGGUGGAGGAUCUGGGAAGACAGGUUCAGGUGCAUGGCCACAAGGUUUCGGUGGAGGAAAUGUGCGAAAAGAUUGACGGGGUGGAUUUGGAUGCGCUGCACAGGGUCGCCAAUCGCGUCUUGAGGGCGGCGCGCUGCCGCACCAGCGGCGGCGGCGGCGGCGAGAAGAACAAUUUCGGACUGGGAAGCGGGCAGAGCACCGUCGUGGCGCAAGGCAAUCUCGAUGGGUUGGGGGAUGUUAGGCGGACGCUUGCGAAUCGCGGGCUGGGCGGUGCGUGA